This is a messenger RNA of Pyricularia pennisetigena, 1296 nucleotides long. RefSeq lists its product as uncharacterized. The record is from RefSeq and is a predicted model, not a curated record. NCBI's taxonomy places the organism in Eukaryota, Fungi, Ascomycota, Sordariomycetes, Magnaporthales, Pyriculariaceae. The transcript is spliced from 3 exons. The coding region runs from base 1 to 1296 and encodes 431 amino acids.
AUGGUGUUCCUGGGUACGGAUGGCGCAGUUGGAAGCUGCGAUAGCGAUGGCGACUCUCUAUUUGGCGACUCUGCCUCGCUGUUUGGUGAUGGCGAUGACGACGGCAAUGGCUCGACCUCCCAUUUUAUGGAGACGAUACUGCCACCGUCACCACCUGAUUCCUGCAGCAGCAGUACUUCUACCGGCCUAACGCUGCCAGCUCCUCCAAAACCACCGGCACUGCUUCUGCCACCACGAUCAACGUUGGUUCUGCCCAGCCCUCCACCAGUCACUUUGUCACAACCUCAACCAGAAGUGAAUCUGGAAUCUCCACCACAAACCCCGCCAGUCUCUCAAGAACCUGCAUCACCUCUUGUGAGCGCUGAAACGCAACGUCCUGAGCUGCAGCAUACUUUCCCAACACCACCCUGCGAAGGCGCGCAAGCUCAAGGACCAUUAGACGUUAGUACCCACAGCUUUACGCUGAAUGACGAUUUCCAACUGUCUUGGGACUCGGAGCUUAUCUGGCCAGACUGGGCCGAUUUUACUGAGAAAGAUCUCGCAAUUGACUUUUCAUUACCUGAACCAGACUUCGUUCGUGACGCUCAAGCAUGUCCGGACGUACUGCAAAACUGGGACCUCAACUUAGAGCUCGAGGCAUUCCAGGAUCUUGGAGCGAAUCAAUACACGCUCCCAUCAGACAUUCCGCCUGUGGAAUUCCAGGGUGACGUUGAGGCACAUUCGGAUAACUGCAUGCCUCGCCGAAUAGACGGCCCUGACGAUGACCCUGAGAGUCUCGUUCAGUUCAUCCCCGCGUUUACCUUCAUGCGGGAGUUGAGAGAUUUCUUAUCUGACCCUGUCAAUGCGCCGCAUAGGCAGGAGUUGGAAUCUCUGCAGCAAGAGGUUAUGAAGAAAGCUUUCAUCAGGCUUUCGCUCAAGUUCCUUCAACGCAAUCUCAAUGGUCAAGAAUGCCGGGCUCUUCAGUGGUUCGGACUUGUCUCUGUUCCCCAUAGGACACCCAAAUCGCCCAUCUGGCCUGAUGACUCUUCCGAGAUUGUAUGUUGUGUCACGGUACUUCUAUACCAGACCUUCAAAAACUCGAAGCAAAAGGCUCGAGCUGCCAUCACUAGACAACAAAAGAAGAAGUCGAGAAAAAACCAAGUUGCCGAGGGGUCGCCCGCUCAAGUGGACCAACCCCCUGCGAAGAGGCAGCAAGUACAUGGCCCCGUGGAAACCGGGGUGGCGGCCUCUCAUGAUCUUGAAAUACCGGUUAAUAAUAUUGCGCAAGAACCUCAGAUGGUCAUAUGUAUUGACUGA